AUGUUCAAGCUUUUCGUUGUCGUAUUUCUCUUCGCUACGGCGACAUGGACUGUCAACGCCCAAUGUGGGAGAAAGUGUCGCUUCAGGAUCUGCCCGCUGAAUGGAAGCGAUCCUCCAGACGUCCGUCCCAAAGGAGCUCGAAUCCGUCUCCGUGGGCCGGAUACUAGUCGCACCGGCUACAUCUGCCGUAGCUUCCCCAACAACAGGACUUUGGGAACUGUCGAGCGCACUGGAACUGCCACAGUAUCCAAAGACGGAAUAACAAGUCGGAUUGACCAAUACAGACCACCACCACCACCAACUCUUUCACCUAUGUUCCCCAAAAACUACUUCCGGUUGUACAAUAUCUUGUACGGAGGUGGUUUGCAAGGUAUUGGUCGCCGUGCUAGCAGCGGAAAUCAAGAGGAUUUCUUGGACGAUUUAUGUGUCACUCUUCCCAUUAGGCGCUAUAACAUCGAAAACACAGAUGGAUCUGUGUUCCGCACCAUCUCGACCAACAACGAGAGGGACUGCGUUUCAUUCAGAACAAUUAAUCAAGCGAUCUUGGUUGAGGUAGCAUGGGAUUCUGCUGAUGACUUUGAUCUCUCUGUUCAGGACCCCGAUGGUGGUGGCGGACGUCUAAUCAAAGACAACAACAUCGGCCGGUGCCAAGGCGGUCCUCCCCAAGGAAAGGAAGCGGUUGUCUUCGAUACUGCCAAGCCCGGAACCUACGAGAUCACGCUCCGCCACUUCAACAACUGCGGUGGGCGGACCAGGUUCACUGUUAAUGCUAUCGUCAAUGGUGUGAGGGUCUUCCAGAGGAGAGGUCGCUCCAGUGUGGACGGAAAGAUUGUUCUCGAAGCUAGUUUCGAAGUCUAA
This is a messenger RNA of Chondrus crispus (carragheen), 858 nucleotides long. Its product is annotated as Gal-2,6-Sulfurylases II. The record is from RefSeq and is a predicted model, not a curated record. The transcript has a single exon. Bases 1 to 858 code for a protein of 285 amino acids. NCBI's taxonomy places the organism in Eukaryota, Rhodophyta, Florideophyceae, Gigartinales, Gigartinaceae.